Messenger RNA from Prunus armeniaca (apricot), 438 nucleotides. NCBI's taxonomy places the organism in Eukaryota, Viridiplantae, Streptophyta, Magnoliopsida, Rosales, Rosaceae. The record is from the annotation of a GenBank genome assembly.
AUGUCUGCACCUCCACCCUUUGUUAUGAAUCACUCAGUCACUGAGACCAAUUCCUAUGAACAACAUCCACAGCAGAAGCAAGUUGAAGAACUCCCAAAACGAUCUAAUUGCAAAUAUCACGUCAGAGCAUUUGCACACAAUACCGUAGCUGCUUUAGAAUAUCUUCCAGAAAGAAGCAUGCCUGCCCCUCCACCAUAUGUUAUGAAUUACUCGGUGACUGAAACUAACGCCUAUGAACAACGUCCACAGCAGAAGCAAGUUGAACAACUCCCAGAACGACCUGGGCUAUCCAAUUGCAAAUAUCACCAUCCAAAAAAUCAGACUGCAUUGUUCCCCUCAUGUGCACUGAGUGACAAAGGCCUCCCUUUGAGACCACUUCCUUCGGAUAAAUUAGCAAUGUGCACCACGAAAAUGCUCAUUACCAGUCCUUUGUAUUGA